ACAAGUUACAUCACACACUUACACUAGGCCUACAUUCAUGGAUUGUAGAGAUUGUAGGAUUGUUUUGAGAGAAAUUCCGCAUAUUUGAAGUCGCAGUGUUGGUAUAUUGAACAAAAUUUAUUCAAGGACGAAAUAUCGGAAAUUAUCAACUACAUAUGUACCUAAGUUAUAUUCAGGACUAGUGAAUACUCCUCACCAUGGCGCUAAAGACAAAGUUCUGUCAGGACACCGACGUCUCACCCCUUGUCUAUCUCUUAGUCGGACUCUUUGGAAUUGGAUCGUGGAUAGCCGUCAAUGGAUUAUGGGUAGAAUUACCGCUACUCGUCCAGCGUCUGCCGGAAGCUUGGGACCUGCCCUCGUAUCUUGUCAUAAUCAUCCAGCUAGCCAACAUUGGACCAAUCACGUACACUUUGGCGACAACGUUAUCGAAAGGGAAGUUGAAAGAGAAGCCUGUCGUGUGUCUAAUGGUUAUCGUUGGAGCUACAUCGUGUUUGUUGUUAGCAUUUUUCUGGGAAUCGACAUCAUUCAUAGGGGGCGCUGAACACAGUACUGCUCUGUUUGUUCUGGCAUUUUGCUUGGCCAUGGUUGACUGCACCUCGUCAGUGGUUUUCUUACCGUUCAUGUCAAUUUUUAAGCCAAGUUACAUCACAGCAUUAUACAUCGGGGAAGGAUUUAGCGGACUUGUUCCAAGUCUCAUCGCACUGGCUCAAGGGGUCGGUGGGAAUCCAGAAUGCAAGAACAAGACGUCAUAUGUUAAUGUAACAGUUGGUAAUCUCUCUUCCGAAGCUGAGUUUGUUUAUGUGUCCAAACUUGUCCCUGUUACCAAGCCUCCACUGUUCGGCAUUGAGGUUUUCUUUUAUUUUCUAUUCGCCAUGAUGUUGGUGUGCGGAGUUGCUUUUGUGCUUUUGAACUAUUUGCCAAAAUGUCGAGAAGAACAAACCAAGCCUAACGUUGUGGAAGCGCCUGUAUCACAAGAUGCGGAAGGAGAAAGUCUGUCUAGUAGUAACAACAGUAAUGAAAUGGAGAAGAUACAGAAUUCGACUACGUAUGUAUCCUAUCAAAAUACAACAUCAGUCGAACAGUCAACGGCUUUCGGACAAGAUGUAUCAUCAAGACAAGUGUUAUUAAAGAGGGACUUGGUAGAACCAUUAGGAUUGCGAAACUUUGUAAUCUUACAGUUGAUAAAUGCUUGGAUUAACGCUCUAGGAAACGGCGUCCUUCCUUCCAUUCAGUCCUACUCGUGUCUUCCGUACGGUAACACUGCCUACCACUUGGCAGUGUCGCUGGCAAACAUUUCUAAUCCAAUCGCCUGCUUCUUUGCAUUCCUGUAUCCCGUGAAAUCUAAGACUCUAUGUGGCGUGCUGACUGUGAUUGCCUCUGGAUUUGCUACCUUCAUCAUCUACUUGGCUGCCAUGAGUCCCAACCCUCCGCUGGUUGGAGAGGUUGCUGGGGAAAUCAUUGUGGUACUAGUCUGGAUUGUCUUCACCAGCAUCAACUCGUUCAUAAAAGUGACAAUUGCUUCCAUCUUCCGUGAUGAGGGUAGGAAGGCCCUGAUAUGGUGUGGUGGCAUUACGCAGGCUGGAUCGGCCGUUGGUGCCCUCACAACCUUCUUCCUUGUCAAUAAGCUGCACUUGUUCAAGAGUAUACCACCCUGUACUUCGUGAUGUUGAGUGUGGUUUAGUUAUGGAGCAGUUUGACAGUCAAGGAUAUUGCUCAGAUUUCAUGCCGACUUACCUGCACUGAAUGAUCAGAGGCACACUCAUAAACGGGUGGCCAAUGAAAUUGCUCGACACAAAGUAAUUGAAUGACGGCCAAAUUCGAGGAAGUAAAAAAAACAGACACACAAUCCGCUGCAACCUCAAUACUUUGGAACAGACUGAUGAUGUUUAUCAGAAUGGUUAAAUUAUGAAUUUGUAGAGAUCGAGUGUACGUGAGUGUGAUUAAACAAUUUCUUUGUUAUUUGAUGCAAGUGAUAAUAAUAUGUAAUGGCACCAUGUUUGAAAUUGGGCCAUUGUGCAGAUAUUUGUUCAUGGAGGUUGAGGACAAAUUAUACGUUUGGUAGAGUUUAAUUUAAAACAAGCUAUUUUGUAUAUAUUUUUUGGUAUGCACAAACUAAAAUGAUCUCAAGUUGUGACGAGUUUGACUUGUGACUUGUUUGUACAUAUUUGUCUUGUUUAAAUAUUUUGGGGAGAGGUACAGUCCAGCUUUUAUUUUAAAGGCCUACACGUUCCGUGAUGAAAAAGAGUCGUCCUACAAGUCUUAUGGCAAAGGUCCAACUCUGGACCACGUGCCAGUCACCACAUACUUACUCCCUCAAUGCGUAAGGAGAAGUUGUGUUGUAGGCCCGGUUUGCAAGAGGAUGGUUCAUCUGGCUCCUGGCAAUGAUUGCCAUUUUCAGAAAAAGUGUAAGCAGGUGACAGCAGAAAUCAUGUCAAAGUUUUGUAUUGUCCUGCAGAUCGUGUUGUCUGGAGAAGGACAUUGGUAUUGGAUUACAUUGACAAUAAAUCUGUGAACGAAAUUAAA
This is a messenger RNA of Lineus longissimus, 2523 nucleotides long. RefSeq names its product solute carrier family 52, riboflavin transporter, member 3-B-like. The transcript is spliced from 3 exons. The record is from RefSeq and is a predicted model, not a curated record. Bases 198 to 1664 code for a protein of 488 amino acids. Gene Ontology annotation, biological process: riboflavin transport. Gene Ontology annotation, cellular component: plasma membrane. Lineage: Eukaryota; Metazoa; Nemertea; Pilidiophora; Heteronemertea; Lineidae. Gene Ontology annotation, molecular function: riboflavin transmembrane transporter activity.